Talpa occidentalis (Iberian mole) is the source of this 1519-nucleotide messenger RNA. RefSeq names its product BLK proto-oncogene, Src family tyrosine kinase (gene BLK). NCBI's taxonomy places the organism in Eukaryota, Metazoa, Chordata, Mammalia, Eulipotyphla, Talpidae. The record is from RefSeq and is a predicted model, not a curated record. Gene Ontology annotation, cellular component: extrinsic component of cytoplasmic side of plasma membrane. The transcript is spliced from 13 exons. Gene Ontology annotation, biological process: innate immune response; cell differentiation; cell surface receptor protein tyrosine kinase signaling pathway. Gene Ontology annotation, molecular function: ATP binding; non-membrane spanning protein tyrosine kinase activity; signaling receptor binding. The coding region runs from base 17 to 1519 and encodes 500 amino acids.
CGAUUUCCCUGGCAGGAUGGGCGUGGUGAGCAGCAAGAAGCAGGUCAAGGGGAAGGCAAAGGACCCCUGGAGCCCCGUGCCAGUUGGCGCCCAAAGCAAGGAGCCCCCGCCGCUGCCACCCCUGGUCCUGUUUAAUCACCUGACUCCUGCCCCUGCCGACCAACACCUGGACCAAGAGCCGCACUUCGUGGUUGCCCUGUAUGACUACGCCACAGUCAGCGACCGGGACCUGCAGAUGGUGAAGGGGGAGAAGCUGCAGAUCCUGAACAACUCUGGAGACUGGUGGCUGGCCAAGUCCCUCGUCACAGGCAGAGAAGGCCUCGUGCCCAAAAACUAUGUGGCCCAAGUGGAGACACUGGAAGUGGAGAAGUGGUUCUUCAGAUCCAUCAGCCGCAAAGACGCCGAGAGGCAGCUGCUGGCCCCCAUCAAUAAGGUCGGCUCCUUCCUGAUCAGAGAGAGCGAGACCACCAAAGGUUCCUUUUCGCUGUCUGUGAAGGACGUGACAGCCCAGGGGGAGGUCAUCAAACACUACAAGAUCCGCUCCCUGGACGAGGGGGGCUACUACAUCUCCCCCCGGACCACCUUCCCCUCCCUGCAGGCGCUGGUGCAGCACUACUCCAAGAAAGGGGACGGUCUGUGCCAGAGACUGACGCAGCCCUGCGUGAGCCUGGCGCCUCAGAACCCCUGGGCCCAGGACGAGUGGGAGAUCCCCCGCCAGACCCUGCAGCUGGUCAGGAAGCUGGGGUCCGGGCAGUUUGGCGAGGUCUGGAUGGGUUACUACAAAAACUGUGUGAAGGUGGCCGUCAAGACCCUGAAGGAGGGCACCAUGUCCCCGGAGGCCUUCCUGGGUGAGGCCAACCUGAUGAAGACGCUGCAGCACGAGAGGCUGGUCCGGCUCUACGCCGUGGUCACCAAGGAGCCCAUCUACAUCGUCACUGAGUACAUGGCCCGAGGCUGCCUGCUGGACUUCUUGAAGACGGACGAGGGCAGCCGGCUGUCCCUCCCUCGGCUCAUCGACAUGUCGGCACAGAUAGCCGAGGGCAUGGCCUACAUCGAGCGGAUGAACUCCAUCCACCGCGACCUGCGGGCGGCCAACAUCCUGGUCUCGGAGGCCUUGUGCUGCAAGAUCGCCGACUUUGGCCUGGCCCGCAUCGUGGACAACGAAUACACUGCCCAGGAGGGAGCCAAGUUCCCCAUCAAGUGGACCGCCCCCGAGGCCAUCCACUUCGGGGUGUUCACCAUCAAGGCGGACGUGUGGUCAUUCGGGAUCCUCCUGAUGGAGAUCAUCACCUAUGGGCGGGUGCCCUACCCAGGAAUGAGCAACCCCGAGGUGAUCCGCAACGUGGAGCGCGGCUACCGCAUGCCGCGGCCGGACUCGUGCCCCCCGGAGCUGUACCGCGAGGUCAUCGCCGAGUGCUGGCGCAGCAGGCCGGAGGAGCGGCCCACCUUCGACUUCCUGCAGUCGGUGCUGGAGGACUUCUACACGGCCACGGAGCAGCAGUACGAGCUGCAGCCCUAG